CUGUGUGUUGUGGGUUUUGCUGUAGUGUUGUAGGACUGCUGCAGACACAUAUUCUACGUCUCUGCCCGCGACUCAUUUCACACCGGAAGGAAGAUGGCACCGGGCUCGAGUAACAAUCAGAACAACAAUGCAAAUAACAACAACCGGCAGACGGGCACCAAACCGAAGUCGAAAUCGUCGAAGAAAAAUUCGGUUCCGCAAGAAAUGGUUGCCCCGACACGAAGGGAUCUCCAGCAGCAGCUAAAUGUACUCGUCGAUUGGGCGACCGUUUCCGGUGCUACGUCGGUGGUGCAGAACAACCAUCCGCCUCAACAGCAGCAGCAGCAGCAGCAGCAGCAUUACACCAGUACUCAGCCAUCUACUAGUGGACAGCAGCAACAAGGGCAGAAUAUUCUGCUCAAACCGCGCAACAAUCGUACUCCGGGCGAAGGCACCUGUUACGAAAUCGAUAAUCUCUCACUGCAAGAUAACAGCCGGUACAUACCAGUGCGGCCUAUCGUAAGAAGAAACCUGUUGAACGAAGGUGCUAGUGGAGAGCAAAACGAACCACAUAAUACAACCGUGGGAGUCGUUAUUCCUACGACACCGAAUUCAACCCUUCAACAGACUUUCCGUCUAAGCGAAGGAGCUUCCGGGGGAGCAGCGGCAGGUUCUACCAACACUGGCACCUACAAUUGGAGCAUUAACAAUUUGUUGCAUAACAGCGCGGGAAAUAGUAAUCCACAUCAAACACACGGCGGAACCGGCGGAACUUCCGAUGCAGUUAACACUACCGGUGUUAUACCGAAGCAGCAACAACAGCAACAGCAGCAUAUUUUGAAUCCCUUACUUUUGCUGCAACACCAGCAGGCACAGGCUGGCCAUUCCCGGUCGACUUCUUCACCAUUGAGCUAUCGCGUGCCAGACGGUGCAUCCCAGAAUCAGCUGAAUUUGAAUAAGAACUCGAAUCAGCAUCAACAGCUACAACAGCAAAAUCAUUUGCUUGCUGCUGCCGUUCCGUCUACUUCUUCUGGAUCCCGUUACGGCGCGGUUUCAUCAUUUAACGCUGCACAACCUUUCAGCACCGCUAAUAGUGGUGGCAGUGUUGUGAGUACGGUCGAGGACACCUUGAACCAGAUCCAGGAGUACAUCAAGCUGACCACAAACCUGAUCUCAUCGGUGCAGAUCGAUAACCUGAACGGUGGUCCUCGGCCACAGUCCGUGCAAAGCAUCAGCACGAAUCAAUCGACGACACCGGUCCCACCAUCGGCUUCGGCUGACGAGCUACGCUAUCGUAUGGAAACGCAGUCGAAAAAUAUGCAAGCAUUGAAGGAACAGCAGGCGCAUCUGCUUCGAUUGCAGCAGGCGGCUCGCCAGCAGCUGCAGGAGAUGGAAUCGAUUCGGCAGCAGCACGUGGCCAACGUGGCACCGCCCGUGGAGUCGUUCCAGACGGUCGAGCAGGUUCAGGACGGUAUCGGCAGCAUCAUGGAGCGGAUGCGCGUCCUUUCGACGUUCAUUCAAAACCAGCAGGAACUGAGCAACAUGCUUGGAGGUGACAACGAGGAUGUGAUGGCCGAUCAGGCUAUGCUGCAGCAAAAGUUUCAGGAACUGCGUGAUAAAAGAAGCCAAAUGCACAACCUGGUGUCGGAGCUGCAAAACAUGAACGUGGACGCGAGUCGCCAGUUUGAGGGUGGAGUUGAGACGGGCGAGCAUUCGCGCUCGGUACCGAUCGAGCUUACGCACGCCCCGGCCUCGGCUGCCGAUGCACGGAAUGCGACGAAAACGUUCCUCAACGGGUUGGUUGGGGCCACUGCCACCGGUUUGGUGGAAGUUUCCGGUGGUUCGUCCAAUGCGACUUCGAAAGUGACUUCGCAACAUCGGCCGCUGGUGGAUGGGUUGAGAAAUGGCAAUGGACAUGUGGCGAUGGGCGGCGAACACGUCCAUGACGAGGACGAUGAGGACGAAGAUGGGCCACUCAAUGAGGAGGAAUCGGCCGUCCUCACCGGUACGGCGGACAUGCUGAGCGAGAAGAUCAACGAGAUCAAUGCGAUGAAAUCGCAGCUGCGUCGGUUGAAGGAGAUGAUGGAUACGGUGAAGUUGAUUGAGCAGAAAACGGGCCAAGAAUCGAUCGACGAGGAGGACGAAGAGGAGGAAGAAGAGGACGCUCCGGAAGAUGACCCGGAGGAGGAUGAACCUGAGGAUGAGCGCGAUGCCGGUGGAUUGGCAGCAGCCGCGAUCGUUAUGCAGCAUCGGCAGCGACGGAGCCGCUCGCGUUCGAUGAGUUCCGCGCCGAUAACAUUGCUACCGAAUGGCACCACCAUACCAAAUUCGUCCGCCGAAGCGGACUUCGGAAACAAUGAUAUGUCCAACCAGGAGCGCGAGCAGUUGAACAAACGCGUAGCGGCCCUCCAGGCGAUGACGCACGAUUUGCGCGAACAGGCCAAGUCGAUCGCCGUCGAAAGGGAUCGUUUGAAGCAUGCUAGAAACGAUUUACAAAAGCGAAGGAACAAUGUGGUGGAACUGCAGCAGCAGGCACAAACGAGUGAAAAGCUAACCAAUCACGUGGCAUCGUUUGUGUCGCUAGCGGCGGGUCCAAGCGGUGCAAGGGGAUCUUCGUUAGGACCGAAGGAACGGCAGCAGAUGGAGCUGAAGGCUGAGCUGGAGAACAAACGGCGUGAGUUGGAACGAAUCGAAAAGAUGACUCAGAGUAUCAAGAAGAAUGCCGAAUUCGCACGAUCUUCCGCGGGGGUUGAUGUGCCGGAUGAUCCGGAAGUUGGCGGCUCGGAAGCCGGUGCGGUGAAAGCGGCACCACUUGGCCCGUCGUCUGUGGUGUCCUCUUCGGUGGAUUCGUGUAGCGGCGGUGAUCGAGGUUCGCUCCACCGUGGAACACCCAUGAUCCACCCGCUCAUACCACCCCCUCCAGCCCCUUCCGCCAUCAGCGGAUCACUGCAGAACAAUACGGCCGGUAGUAACGCAACGAAUGACUCGAAGACGAACUCGGCCGACUCGGGUGUCACGUCGGACAUUUUCGCCCAAGCACAGCUGGAAUCGGCCAGCUAUCAGUCGAGCAGUACGCGCAGCUUCCCUCCACCGAUGCCGGACAUUUGCAAUCGUAACACGGCCGCCGAUCGAUACCGUUCGAAGCGUGGCGGAGGGGGCGCCGGUGGAAGUGUGGAUGUCGAUGGAGAGGGCGCGGCAGCAGUAGGCGCGUCGUCGUCGGCCGCAGCGGCCGGUGGUAUGCGGGACCACACCUCACCGUGGCCAGUGUUUGGUCCGAGUACCGGAGCAGGCAUGUCCAGUUCCAAUACCGGACCUCACAGUCCACACUACGGACAUCCGAUGUAUGGUGGUGGCAUGCAUGAUCUUUCGCACCAUCACCACGCCGCCGGAGGAGGGUACGGCGGUGGUGCUUACGGUAGCAGCUGGAGUACCGGCGGAGGACCGUAUGGAGUGGCUGCCAAUUUGUUGCCCCCGCAUGCCACUACCCCGAACACACCGCCCGAUCCAAUCGUUUUCCAGCACAUCAUGCAAACGCAGCAGAUGCUCAUGAACUCCAUUACGCAGUGCAAUCAAUUGCUAUGGAUUCAGCAGCGUGAAAUUAACAAUCUCAACAACGCGGUGCUAUUGCUCCAGGAGAGGAUACUUGGUACAAACAGCAGCCUGUUGCUUCAGGAAGGACACGUGGGCGCCUCACUGAUUCGGGCCGAGUCUACACCGCCCAACAAUGGCUCGAACAUGAACAUGUCGAAUGCGGCCCCUGCAGGCAGCAGCAGCAUGUAUGCAAGGGCACGUUCCGAGCAACCGAUGAUGUCGUCGCACCACAGCCAGCAGCAGCAGCAGCAGCCACAAAUCUCUCCCUACACCCACUAUCCGCAAAAUCCGCAGGUCCUUCCCACAUCCCACGGCCCUUCCUCCGGUGCUUUGCUUCAGCAACAAGCAUCGCAGCUUGCUAUCCAAGCAUUUAGCCACCAUAUCCAACAAGCGCCGUACAGUCCGCUUGCCGCUCACUCGAUGCUGUCACCGCAGCUACUGGCGACCACAGCCGGCACGGUUCAACCUUCAGGUGGCCAGUGCGGUGCGGUAAACCAGCAGAUACAGCGUAACAAUACUAACCUUUCCCAAAUCGGCCUGCCACCUAGUGGUCGCUCGUUUCGUAGCAGUGUGCGUCCGCUUAACAUAAACACACUUAACAAUGCACUGUACGAUGAUGGUCAAGUGGGGCAGGGCAUGGCGAACAACAAUGUGCUUAACACUUCCGCUUCAGCCACCAACGCAAACGAGACUUCCGGGCCGGGUUUGGUGAGCGAAUACGGUGCACCACUGUCACACCAUCACCAAUCGCUGGGAACCGCUGGUGCACCCAACAUGAUCAACAAUCUCUGCUCGCAAAGCUCGCAACCGACCACACCGACUCCGGCCACCACCAUGCUUCCGCCGCAAUCGACACGCUUCGGGCAAAACUUUAACAACCUAAACAACAACGUGAACAACAAUCUCUCCAACAAUGCCAAUGCCGCUGCCGUGAACAAUAUGCAACACCAGCAGCAACAGCAACAUCAUCAUUCGACGCAGCAAAACAAUCUGUACGGCCAGCCGCAGCAGCAGCAGCAGCAAGAUUCUUCCUCCCAGCAGCAGCAGCAAACGCAAGCUCUCAACAAUCAGGUGCUGCCGGGAGUGAGGGCCAAUAAUUAUUGGGAUAACUUCCGAAGCUAUUCAAGACAAAAUCUCCUAUCGAGCAACAGUUGCAAAAGUAAUGAAGAGUCCGGUUCGUACAGUGGUGGUAGUGGUGCUGCAGGUGGUGGUGGUGGUGGAGGAGGAUCUGCGAUCGCCGGUGGCAGUGGAGCGGGCGGUGGUGUAUCCGGAGGAUCCGGAGGCGGCAGUGGCCAGUGCAACACGAUCAACAACCAAUUGCAGCGAAAUAAUAGUAAUGCUUCAAAUCAGUAUAUGAAUAAUCAGAGCAACAAAUACCAGCAGUCGAUCAACAUUACACGCAACAAUUCGCUAAGCAAUACGGCGAACCAGAGCAACAAUGUGGACAUGGGGGCGGCCGGUCCUUCUCAGCAGUUGAUGGGUUAUCAGCAGCAGCAGCAGCAGCAACAACAGAAUCAAGUGAUAGAUGAGUGCCAACAUCAUCACCAGCAGCAGCAGCAGCAUUCGCAAAGCCAUUUGCAUCAAGUUCCUCCUGGGUUGAUUUCCACACAGCAACCGUUUGAAACCCAGCAGCACCAACAACACCAUCACAAUCCGGUUUCUCAUCAGCAGCAGGUUGUGGGAUCGGGACCACCGAUGUCAUCGCAGUCACAUCAAUCGUACCAACACCAACAACCCAUACAGUCCCUUCACCAGCAGCAACAGCAACAUGUGUUGGUGGGUGGAGCGGAAACACUUCCGUCUUCCGGGCAUCCACCACAACAAUCACAUCACACACCACUAAACCAGUCGAACUCGCUCGACCUGGGUGAGCUGCAGUUUCACACGAACCCAAUAAACCUUGGGCUGGCUAAUAAAACUCAUCCGAAGGCGAGUGGGCACAAGAAGUAUCCACUUUCGCUACGAUCCUGUCGGGAUGCCGGUGCGGGAGGUGAAGGAAGCAGCGGAUGCUACGUGUCUGGCGGUGGUGAUAUGAAUUUAGCAUCGGCCUGUACUUAUCAGCACGAUUCCAAGUCGACGUCCAAACUAUUCGAGGCGCUGAAAGAGAACGUCUACCAGGAGGUGAAGAACCUGAUCACAGCCAACGAGUCCCGGCCGCACUUUCUGAUUCAGCUGUUCCGCGAGCUGCAGCUGAUCUCUUCUGAUCCGCUACGUCAGAGGACACUACAGUCGAUUCAGGAACUGUACAAUCGAUACAUCGAAUCGACGCUGCAGGAAGAGAACCACGUUAACAAUGUGGGCAGCAAUAAUCUGCUCACUUCAUCGGGCACCAGUUUGGGCGAUGCUGUUGCGACCGGUGUUGGUGCUGGUGUCGUGGUGGACGAAUGUGCUUCGAUGGGAGAUGGGGUGGAAGGAACGGGACGCUUGGAUGGACACAACGCGUCGGCGUCGCAUGAAGGAAGAAACGUUGAUUUGGCCGUCGAGUUGGAGGUCGUUCAAAACUAUACAAAUCUUCGUCAACAGCAGCAACAACAACAGCAGCAGCAACAGCAGCAACAGCAACAACAUCAUCUGUAUCACUUCCCCUCAGCAGCACCAGCAGAGUCUUCAUCGGCUGGGGGAAAUCUCCAACAACCUUCCGGUGAGCUGUCGACUCAAUCCACUUCGAAUGGAGCACCACAGGUUGCCGGAACGGGCCCGAAUCGGGCGUCCAAUCAAGAACAGCUCGUUCCACUGGCGGUGGCCAACUCGGAAAUCAUCAACAUCAUCAUGGGAGACAUUGUGGCGGUGAUCAACUCGGUGGAUUAUAUAAACGAUUCGGUGCUGUUCAAGAUUGCGGGAGUUAUUUGUAAUCACGCCGCCGCCGGUGGAAGCGUCAACGAUGCGGAUUACGGCCAUGAAGGAAGAGUAGGAGGGGUACACCAUCAUCAUCACCACCAACAUCACUAUCAUCACCAUCAUGGACCACCGCAGCAGCAAUCUUCACGGGCGCCGCCGUCGGGAGUCACCGCAUCGUCGUCGACGGCUGCGAAUUCACUGCUGGCAGCUGCAUCAUUUUUGUCCACUCAAAGUGACAAUGGUCAGCAAGCAAUAAGUGUUACUGCUGGUGGUAGUGAGAGUGUGUUAAGCCGGGAGGAUUUCUUGCGGCACCUGGAAAGCUGGAAUCGUACGGAUAAGGAUGAGUUUAUUUCGAACCUGGAAAAUUUCCUCAACAACAUUCUGUUACGUUCGUCUGCGGUGGAGGGUGAGGCCGAAGAGGAAGAGGACGCCAUCGAAGCAUCGGGACCCAUAACGGGAGGUGGAUCAGUCCAGUCUGAGGCGAACAGUUCAUCCGCUGUUGGUGGUGUCAUUUCUUAUGAAGGAAGUUAUACCGCACCUUCCGGAAGUGGCGUUGGAGGUGGAAGACGUGCAAGUGGUAGUGGUGGUGGUGGGAGUGUUUUGAUAAGAAGCAUCCCCGAUGGAAACCCGUUCAUCGUUGACCACCGUCCGCAGGAGUCGGCCGUGGCCGUGGUUAGCUCGAGUUCCGUGUCGAACGGAUACGCUUCGACAACGUACGAUCUGGCCGAAGCGGAUCAGGUUUGCGAUCUAGACAGUUCUACCGGCAGUCAGCAGCGGUUGGCACAGGGAUCGCGAGUGAUUUCAUCGGUUGCAAGUACGAGUUCCACUAGUGGCGGCACCCUUCCGAUGGGUCAGUCUCUUGUUGAGCAACAUACGGCGGGUCAUCCGGUGGAAUUAGCCUCAACGUUUGACGAUCGAUGGACGGUGGUGGUGCAGAAGAAACCGAUCACGACGCCACAGCCAGACGAUGAGCAACCGAUGAUGGCAUCGACUGGAAGUAGCGCUUCCGCAGCGGCCAACAGUGGCAUAUCGAGGAUGGGCUCUGGAAGCUCUCAGCAACAGCAACAACAGUUGCAUUCUCUACCAGCUGCUGCCGCUGCUGCCGGUGGCCAAAGCGCGUCGACAUCCGGCGCUGCUAGUGGUGGAGGCAACAACGGGAAUAACAUCAACAACAACUGGCAAUCGGAGGAGGUUGCCGAUGAGCAUUUAGAACACACGGAGGAACAACAAGCAUCCUCCUACUACUGAAUGACUUUCCGACGGAUCCCACCACUUUACCGGAAGUAUUACAUCAUCAUGGAAUCAUGGAAUCAUCAUCGCUGGAAGCAUUGCCAACAUUUAUCCAUUUGCAAAAUAGACAAACAACAAAAUGCAAUCAACAUGCCGUACACAUCGGUACCUUAAAUAGACACACCCCCCAUGAUCGUCGCAUUUUCUCUCUCUCUCUCACCUGCUCUCUCUAGGGAAAAGUAGCUCGUUGGAGGGACGGUAGCAUUAACUCACGCGAGUGUGCAAACUCACUUUCUCCAUACUUACUCAUAACUGUAGCGGCAACCAAGUCCAUACAACACGAAGCAUAAUAUAUUCAAUGAU
This is a messenger RNA of Anopheles coustani, 8001 nucleotides long. RefSeq lists its product as uncharacterized. The record is from RefSeq and is a predicted model, not a curated record. Bases 94 to 7656 code for a protein of 2520 amino acids. NCBI's taxonomy places the organism in Eukaryota, Metazoa, Arthropoda, Insecta, Diptera, Culicidae. The transcript is spliced from 9 exons.